AGCUUUUAUCAGAGAAUCCCAACAUUAAAAGAAUUGAAAAUCCUGGAAGAAAGUCAAUUUUGUAUUUUGAUGAGGUGAGUCAAUCGUGAUCAUUAGCGAAUAUGAAUGCCUGUUGUGGUAUCUUCAAAAGUUGAAGACAGAUUGGACUUUUCUGUAUACCCUGAAAUCUUAUUCUGCAGAUCGCCAAGAGUGAUGAACUAUGUGUGAACAUCACGUCAUUAAGAACUCACGCAGUCGGUAAAGCUCAACCUAUCCCUGUCGUUGUCUACGAUUAUUACAAACCAGGUAUGCGCAUUUAAUGAAACUAAACUAACUUUAUUUAUACUGGAUAUAGUUCUAUCAGUUCUAAACUGUUCUUCUCAGAGGUCCAGUAAGGAUCAUCUCUUAUUGAGCCAGUGUUACUACAGGAGGAAACCUAAACUAAACUAACUUUAUUUAUACUGGAUAGCUCUAUCACUAUCAGUUCUAAACUGUUCUUCCUUGAGGUUCAGUAAGGCCAUAAUUUCUUAUUGAUCCAGUGUUACUACAGGAUGAAACCUGAACUAAACUAACUCUAUUUAUACUGGAUAGCAGUUAUAAACUUUUUUCCUAGACAGUCCAGUAAGGGUAUCUCUUAUUGAUCCAGUUUUACUACAGGAUGAAACUUGAACUAAACUAACUUUAUUUAUUUAUACUUGAUAGCUCUAUCAGUUCUGAACUGUUCUUUCUAGAGGCCCAGUAAGGGGCAUCUCUUAUUAAUACAGUAUUACACAGGAGGACACCAGAACAAACCUCCUGAGUAAGUUGCAGAGGUUAAAGGCCCGUAGGUUUAACCAUUGUGCUAUUCUUAACGCUAAAAUAUAUUUUGCUGACAUCUUUUCAGAGAAACGUGCUGUGGUGAUGUACUCCGCGGGUCAAGGGGUAGACGUGUGUGAUGUUUGCCCCGACUGCAUUGACUGCAAGGAACGCGCGGGUGGGAGGACUUGUAACGAGACGUUGAACUGUUCCACAGGCCCCGCUACUGAUGAACCGAGCGCCGUUGAUGAUGGGUCGGCAAGUACUCAUGGGAUAUCUCUGCUACUGGUUAUCAUUGUGGAGUUAUCUUUGAUGCUACACUUUGAAUUUUGAGUUUUCAACGAUACGGUUGUUUUACUACAAGUAGUUGAUGAUUUAGUACAUAGUCUUUUUUUCCUGCAAGCUGGCUAUGCAGAACUCACCCCAGUAUAUACAUGAUGGUUGGGUUGGAUGAACUGGUUGACUUUAGGCCGAUUGAUACUACACAAUUUUUGCCCGGCUAAAACUGUCGCAUGCAACCUGCUUACAACUUGAGUUGUACUGUGUAAAUCAUGGGCAGGUUGGAUGCGACGGUUUUAGGAAAAAACUAUUUGUGUAGUGUAAAUCGGCCUUUCAAUUGACUGAUUAAGGUAACUGGUAUAAACUAUAAAUUGC
Paramuricea clavata is the source of this 1428-nucleotide messenger RNA. Lineage: Eukaryota; Metazoa; Cnidaria; Anthozoa; Malacalcyonacea; Plexauridae. The record is from the annotation of a GenBank genome assembly.